AUGAGCUAUUUAAUCUGCAAAGUCGCCUGCCUGCUGGCGUCCGCCCUGCCGGAGGCCCUUUCCUUCGAUCCUGGUUUCUCCGUAGGGCGCGGCGUCCAGGCGGCCAGGUGUGAGCCCGCGCGAGGAGAUGAGCUGCGAUCAGUAUUUCUCAACUCCCUCCAAGAGCAACUCGCGUCCCGAAUCGCCGCCUUCAACUCGGAGAAGUCAGGAGUCCCACAGGAAACUUGCAUUACUGCAGCUGCCGCCCCGAAGCCAGGCCCGGGGACAGGCCGCCGCGCUGGCCCCCAGGGAGCGCGCCCCGCCCCGGCUCGCCAGCCGCCCUCUCCUGGGACCCCCGGCACCUGCGGCCUCCGGGGACGAAUCGGCGCGCGCAGCCCCCGCACCCUCUCCACCGCUUUGGGCUGCCUGGAGAGAGGGCUCCUGGCGGAGGAAAGAUGGGGGCGGGCGCCGGGGAGAAGCGCUGCCCGCUGGGCGGUCGGGGCACCGGGCACCAGCUCGCACCGCCUACCCCGGCCGGGCACAGGACUCGGGGUCCGCCCGGGGGACUUAAGCGCUGAAACUGCCCCUGGGCCCCGCCUGCCCUUCCCGAGACCGGAGCUGAUGUGGUUUCGCAGCGAGGGCCGUUGUUUUUGUUCUCCGUGCGGGGGGCUGGGGGACAUUCGGGGCCGGGGGCGCGUGGCUUUCCGGCCGAAACGCGCUCCGGGCCCGCAUGGUUCGGUGGUCUGCGCGCAGGGCGCCUCCCUGGCCUCCGAGGGUCCGAGCCGGCUCCGCCCAGGCCAGGCCCGAGGCCCCGCCGGUCGCGCUUGGGGCGGACUUGGGAGAACUCCGGGCCCCGGUUUCAACUUCACGGAUUCCCUUCGUUUUCUCAUGGUCUCGCCAGAGUCCGGGAGGCAGAGGCGCAGCCACGCUGUCCCCGAGUGUCCGCGCCCGGCGCGCGCCCCGUCCCCGCUAUUGAGAACCCUGGAAGGGCCUGAGAACCGGCCUUUCUCUGCCCCAGGGGAGGCCUGGCCAAGGUCCCCACCUCUACAGCUGCUCCUGCACGCCCACCAGCUGCUGCGCUCCCAGGGCAGAUGGAGAGAACAAGCCCUGGUGGUGCAGCGAUCAAAGAAUUUGCGUACCAACCAAAAGAUCAGUGGUUCAGACCCACAUGUGUGCUCCUCGGACGGCGUGGCCAUGGCCAUGGUUGGUGGGGCGCAGGGAGGUCAAAGGUGCAGCUUUGAGGGUGGCUUGGCGAGAAUGUUCAAUGUUCGUAGCGGCAUCCCGCCCACCCUGUGGGAGUGGUCACGGCUGGCCGCUGUGUGCUCUUCCUGCCAGCCGGAGAAGAAGUGGGUGACGGUGGGAGAUACGUCCCUACGGAUCUACAAGUGGGUCCCAGUGACAGAGCCCAAGGUGGACGAGAAGAACAAGAACAAGAAGAAAGGCAAGGAUGAGAAGUGUGGCUCGGAGGUGACCACCCCGGAGAACAGCUCCUCCCCCGGCAUGAUGGACAUGCACGAUGAGAACAGCAACCAGAGCUCCAUAGCCGACGCCUCCCCCAUCAAGCAGGAGAACAGCAGCAACUCGAGCCCCGCUCCGGAGCCCAGCCUGGCCGUGCCCGGCGAGGGCACAGAAGCCAAGGCAGACGAGGCCCCCGCUGACGGGAAGGAGCACCCUGGGGCCGAAGACGCCGCCGCCGAGCAGAACUCACAGUCUUCGAUGGAAAACUCGACGAACCCCUCAGAGAAAGUGGAAAGGCAGCCAUCCGGGGAUGUGAGCCUCUCCGCAGACACAGCAGCAAUCUCUCAGGAUUUGGAAGGAGCGCCACCAUCGAAAAAGCUGAAACUGGAGGGGCCGCAGCCCGAGGAGCUGUAG
This is a messenger RNA of Elephantulus edwardii (Cape elephant shrew), 1851 nucleotides long. RefSeq lists its product as uncharacterized. The record is from RefSeq and is a predicted model, not a curated record. The coding region runs from base 1 to 1851 and encodes 616 amino acids. The transcript is spliced from 11 exons. Lineage: Eukaryota; Metazoa; Chordata; Mammalia; Macroscelidea; Macroscelididae.